GCUGAAUCAAAACGAGUCCAUAAUGACAGGUCUCUCCUCACGGGGACACGGGAACGCGACUCAACUCUAUGCAAAACCCAAGAAAAUCGGCGGAGGCGGGAAAAUUUAUUAGACAUAAAGAAAACAAAGGCAAAAAGAAAAACAAAGAGAGGGAGGAGAGAGAAACUAGAAGAAGGGAAAGGGUAGGGAAAAAAAUGGAGGCUGAGAAAGGGAGAUCAGUGGAGGAGAGAUACACUCAAUGGAAGUCUCUGGUGCCUGUCCUCUACGAUUGGCUCGCUAAUCACAACCUCGUUUGGCCUUCUCUCUCUUGCCGGUGGGGCCCGCAACUAGAGCAAGCUACUUACAAGAAUCGCCAGCGUCUUUACCUUUCAGAACAGACUGAUGGAAGUGUUCCAAACACACUUGUAAUAGCGAACUGUGAGGUUGUUAAACCUAGGGUUGCAGCUGCAGAGCACAUUUCUCAGUUCAAUGAAGAAGCACGCUCUCCCUUUGUGAAGAAAUAUAAAACUAUUAUACACCCUGGCGAGGUGAAUAGAAUCAGAGAACUUCCACAGAACAGCAAGAUAGUGGCAACACACACUGAUAGUCCUGAUGUCCUCAUUUGGGAUUUAGAGGCCCAACCAAAUCGUCAUGCUGUGCUGGGAGCUACAGAUUCUCGCCCAGAUCUGAUAUUGACUGGACAUCAGGAUGAUGCUGAAUUUGCUCUUGCUAUGUGCCCAACUGAACCCUUUGUGCUAUCUGGAGGCAAGGACAAGUCAGUGGUUUUGUGGAGCAUUCAUGAUCAGAUCUCUACUCUUGCCAUGGAGCCAGGGCCCACAAAGUCUCCAGGAUCUACUGGCACAAGUACAAAACAUGCCUCUAAGGGUGGUGGGAAUAAUGAUAAACCUGUGGAUGGCCCUGUCAUUGGGCCACGAGGUAUCUACCAGGGCCAUGAGGAUACUGUUGAAGAUGUACAAUUCUGCCCGUCGAGCACUCAGGAAUUCUGCAGUGUAGGUGAUGAUUCUUGUCUUAUAUUAUGGGAUGCAAGAGCCGGCGUCACUCCAGCUGUCAAGGUUGAGAAAGCUCAUAAUGCUGAUCUUCAUUGUGUUGAUUGGAAUCCUCAUGAUGUAAAUCUCAUUUUGACAGGGUCUGCUGAUAAUACUGUUCACAUGUUUGACCGUCGAAACCUCACUUCGGGUGGAAUUGGAUCACCUGUUCAUAAAUUUGAGGGUCACAGUGCUGCUGUCCUUUGUGUACAGUGGUCCCCAGACAAGUCAUCAGUCUUUGGAAGUUCUGCUGAGGAUGGGAUAUUAAAUAUCUGGGAUCAUGAGAAGAUUGGGAAAAAGCAAGAUACUGCUGGAUCCAGGGCAGCAAAUGCUCCUCCUGGCUUAUUCUUUCAGCAUGCUGGGCAUAGAGACAAGGUUGUUGACUUUCACUGGAAUGCAUCUGAUCCAUGGACAAUUGUCAGUGUGUCGGAUGAUUGUGAAAGCACUAAUGGUGGUGGUACUCUACAGAUGUGGCGGAUGAUUGAUUUGAUUUAUCGUCCUGCGGAGGAGGUCCUAGCUGAGCUGGACAAGUUUAAAUCUCACAUCCUGGCAUGUGAAAAAAAUUAGUGAAGCUCGAUGUUCUUUAGUCCUAAGUUUCUGAAACUAGAUCUGUUGCUUGAGAACCAUCCUUUCUUGUGUAGGGAAAACAAAUUUGAGGUACGAAUGGUAAUGGAUAAUACUUGGUUGGUUGGUAGGCCCUCUUAAACCUUGCUUGUCACCUACUUUUUCUCUUCGUUUUUCAAUGUUAAUGAUUGUUCUAAUGACACGUGUUAACAUCUUUCUGUGAUCAACACCAUACUCAAUUUACAAGUUUGAAUAGUAUGAAUUUUAACUA
Molecule: messenger RNA, 1860 nt
Organism: Theobroma cacao (cacao)
Lineage: Eukaryota; Viridiplantae; Streptophyta; Magnoliopsida; Malvales; Malvaceae
Product: WD-40 repeat-containing protein MSI4-like
Molecular function (GO): protein binding
Source: RefSeq, a predicted model, not a curated record